This is a messenger RNA of Orbicella faveolata, 3859 nucleotides long. Its product is annotated as CUB and sushi domain-containing protein 1-like. NCBI's taxonomy places the organism in Eukaryota, Metazoa, Cnidaria, Anthozoa, Scleractinia, Merulinidae. The record is from RefSeq and is a predicted model, not a curated record.
UGAUAUAAAGGUAUCUUGCUACAUCGGCCUUGAUGCCAGUGAAAGAGGUGAAGAUGAAUUCGAAGAUGCGUUUGCCCGUUUUGACGGUGGUGAUAUCACUCUUAGCAGUAGCUCAAUCGGCGCCCUUUCCUAAUUGGGAGGACACAAAGCCAGACUAUUUCUUGCAACCUCAGGAAUUAGCUCCAACCAUCCUGAGUUGCUACGAGUGCACAACGAAUUGUCCCACAGUUCACACAUCAGCAACUUGUAAAGCAGACUUCAGCUGUUACACGCUGCAGGCGUUUGACACCAUGCUGAACGAGUCUGUUUUCAUCAAAGGGUGUAUUCCAGCGUUCUUCUGCACUGAAAACCAUGGGUGUAAUUACAUGAACCAAUCUCUUGGUGGUGCUCUUGGGUCUUGCUCAAUCAGUUGCUGCGACGUUUCGUUAUGCAACGCUGGUACUCGGACAGCUACAGCUCCAUCUAUGAUUACCACCAGUCCCCCUACGACGACAACAGCUCCGCCGACAACCACUCCAGCUCCAACAACCACCCAGCCCCCGACAACUACUGCACCUCCAACGACACUUCCAACGACAGUGCCAACAACAAUACCGAGUCGAACUGGGUUAUGCGGUGGUCCGCUGGCCAGUCCAACAGGACACUUUGCAUCCCCCAAUUAUCCUCGCUACUAUCCUAACAACGCCUACUGUGAAUGGAAAAUCCACGUUCCACUAGGAUCUGUACUCAAGAUCGACUUUCUCUUCUUUAAAACCGAAGAAUGCUAUGAUUUCCUUGAAAUUUAUGUGGGCAGACGUUUGGUCCGGUACCUAACCGGGGACGACAUUGAUGACGAUGAUGACGACGACGACGACGAUGAUAUACGAGAUUGUGAUGAUAAGGAUGACAAGGAUGGCAAGGGUUAUGGAAAAGAUAUUUUUAGCUGGUUUUUCUUCAAAGAUGAAGAACUGGUUAAAGAUGAAGAACUAGACGACGACACUGUCAGCAUCCAGGGAACGGGCGAGAUGGUCAGACUUAUCUUUAGCUCCGACCGCAGUGUUACAAAGAGAGGGUUCUUUGCCAAAUACAAUGUGAUGCAAGCCAUUUGUGGAGGACGAUUGCCGUUUCCAUCCGGGAGCUUUAGAUCUCCUGGUUACCCUGACAACUAUCCAGACGAUGUCAAGUGCGUGUGGACAAUCACUGUGCCACCUGGAUCAGUGCUAGAGCUAGAAUUUCGCUUCUUCGAAACAGAGAUAUGUGAUGAUUACGUCAUGAUUCUUCAAGGGGGUCGUAAGGUGCGUCGCUUGAGUGGUGUGUACCGCUAUGGUUUGUUAGGAUGGGGAGAUGAUGAUGAUGAUUGUGAUGACGAUGGCCAUGAUGGUGAUGGCGAAGAUAAGGGUGAUGGUGAUGGUGAUGGUGAUGGUGAUGGUGACUACAGGAGAAGUGAGCGUGUGAAGAGAAUGUUCGGCUAUCCUGGACGCAGCCGAUUUGGCUUCCCGAUGAGAAGCCGCCAUGUCCCUCCAUACGUCGUACGAGUGACCAUCCCGGGGACAGGCGAACUAAUAGCGAUUAUUUUCAAAUCCGAUGAUGACGAUGACACUGAAAAGGGCUUUGAAGCUGUGUACCGUGUUUCUCAAGGCGCUGUUUUUGGUUGAAGGUGACGUGAAGGCCAGGCGAAAUGAUAUUUUGCAAUCUGUUGUCAGCUUUUAAUUAUUUCUUUUAUCGUGUUUUGCAUUUACUUUGCAUCAUAGUUCCAAUUAGAUUUUCAUUCAUUGUCUGUUUAUCUUAGCUGUUAGUGAGAUAAUCAGUUAAGAAAGUAGUGUUUUAAGAAAAAUAUCAAGCUAUGUUUUUUAACGUUCUCAUUUUUUAUUUUCUUUGCGUUGAUUUAUUUCAAAGACACGGCAACUGAUAUUGCCAAACGAAUAAUUUGUUAAUAAGCCCUGCAACUCAGCUCAAGAAACAUCUUUGGAGCUCGAGAGGCCAACAUCAAAAGAAAUUGUGUGUUUCACACGAUGGGUCGUUUCCCCUAAUCUGAAAAAGAUAAAAUGCAAAUUCUUAAGUACACUGCCUGAACAUGAAUAUGUGAUAUAAAACCAUGUCUCACAAUGGUCAGAUUGAUGUUUUUUGAAGUCUCUUAAAAGGGUUAGGUCGUGAUAUUUUAGUGCUAGUCAGUUCCGUAUGCUUUCGUUAAUUUCACUUUCCAAAAGCCGAAUUACACGAAACAGAAUCUUCCAUGGACAAAAUCACGGUAAAAGGUAGCAAACAAGGAUGAUUCCAAAGCAUUGUAAAUAACACUUUCUAUACAAGUUGAUAUAUAAUUGAAAAAGUUAGAGCCGAUAUUUUUCAAGUGAGUAAGUCCCAAUAGGUCACGUUCGAUAUAUCAAUAUUCUAACAUGGCUCCGAGGCUUUCAGGACAAACUUCUAUAUUUGGUGUUGUUUCCUUUGUAUCUAAGUCUCUUUUGAGAAUUGAGAGACAAAAGAAACUUAAAAAAUUUACAAUUUUGACCCGAAAGCCUCGGAGCCAUUUUAGAAUAUUGAUAUACCGAACGUGGCCUAUUAAUGACAUAUUAUACAAAACAAUCCCAGCAGGCUUCGCAAUCAGAAGGAUCGUGAUGUCCUUUAUGGACAAAACUAGUUUUAAUGCUGUUCAGAUUGGGCUUAUCAUGUCAAGCGGAACUUCACUAAUAUUAAAGCAGUAGUACUGAAACGUAGAGGGUAUUAAGCGUGUCCAUAAAUGUAUCUUUUUAUGUAACUAACAUGGUGUGAUGACUUAAUACAACGCGUUAAUUGACCCAUGACAUCCAACAAGAAGCCGUCUUUUUUAAUCUGCCAGUUUGGACUGCCAAUUUGUAAAAUUUAACAAUAACUGCAUGAAAGUUAUUGUGGAUAUGUUACAGUGGAAAGUUUAAUAAAACACAAGAAAAUUCCAAAUCUGUAGAAACAGUCUUGCAAAAUACAGUUGUCAUGGAAACAUCAAGUUUCAAUACAUAUAAUGGCAAAUCAUGUUAUGUUCCCGGUUAAAUUCCUUGAUCAUACGAGAACUUGCCAACAUUUUUUCCAGCCAAAUAAGAUUAGUUGCGCGGUGGUUGCAAGAUUUGGCACAAAUAGUUUUAAGUCCAUUUCCCAGUAUAUCAAACUAACAGCAUCGCAGGACAUGUAAGGAAUGGCAGAUGAAAAGAUCCUCGUGAUUUUAUAAAAGGGAACAAAAAAUCUUGUAGAAUAAUUGCAUGCAAGCACUGAUGGAGCCAUAGUAAGUGCCUUGAACUCCGGCAUCUGGGUGUCUAUGAGAGCCUCCCGCGGUUUUUUGGGGAACAAGGGAACACGAUCAUUUAUUUCAAGGGAGCAAGAGACAUUUUUGAGACCACUUUGAGGAAACAUUUGAGGGAUAUCUCUACUUUGAAAAGAACUUUGAAAAAUAAAAUUAAGGAUCAAUGGAAUUUAUCAAUAGGGAGCAAGAGACUGUGAUAUCUCGUACGGAACAAGGAAGAAACACAGGUGAAAUUUUCAAGGGAUCAAGGAAACAUGCUAUCCCCUCCCCCUUCCUUCCCUUAAAGCCGCCUUCCCGCUCUGUCGUUCUCCUUGCAGUUCUCCUCAGUCUGGAAUGAAUUACUUUAUUCCGGCAGGAGCCCAUAACUAGGAGCGUACAGCUACUCCAUAAUUCUGUCACGGCGUUUUCACAGACCGAUCUAUUUUUAUAAAAUGCCGUUUAAGCAAGCAACUGGAAUGAUGAUCCUGCUGGUAUACUUUGGAUCAAUAGUGAUCUAGUCGGCUUCACUUACAAACUGAAUAAUAUAAAAGCAGAAACCGACACAAAGUGGGAUGAAUUGUUGAAGGUGUACUGUAUUUCGGCUCGCCAAACCAGCCUUCUUCAGGUACCAUA